This is a messenger RNA of Camellia sinensis, 2263 nucleotides long. NCBI's taxonomy places the organism in Eukaryota, Viridiplantae, Streptophyta, Magnoliopsida, Ericales, Theaceae. The record is from RefSeq and is a predicted model, not a curated record.
UAUUUCAUUGGUGCAAUGAUCUCUGCUUCUUUAAGUUGUCCCAAAACAGUUAAAAAGAUCUUAUUGAUUCAUUUCAUUCCAGUUGCUUCAACAUAUCUGCUCUGUUUGUCUGCUUUUUCUAGAAAUGUUAUUUUUCUACAUAUGUAAUGUCAUGUGAAUUUGAUGAUCGAGUUAUGCCACUUUUCUAGAGAAUUUAACUUCUGCUGUAGGUAUAGUUGCUUCAUCAUGGAAAGCAGUGGAGAUAUGGCUUUGUCAAAGCAGGAUUCUCCUGAAGUACUUCCACCGCUCAUCAAAUUUAUUACUGCAAAUGAAGUGGCUGGCUUUGAUAGUGUUGAAGAGCUAAAACAUGUGGAUAAUCAGUUCCAAGAAAAUGCCUUUCAUUCUUUCAGUCCCUCAGCUACAGGAACCGAAACAGCUGCUGUCCAAAGCCAGAGUGAUCAUUCUGUUUGUAUCAGCAUGCCCUCUUCCCCUAUGGAAGUUCACUUACAGAGCACUAAACGAGUUCUAUUUAGAGAUCAUGAUGGAAUGAUUUUCAACAAUGAUAUUGAAAUUUCUUCUGCUACACCAACUGCUAGCAUUAAACAGGAAUAUUUUCAUUCUCAGACAACACCCGCAGGUACUGCAUUUGAUGAGGAUGUUGCAAGUGGAAACUUUCCCAACCGCCCAGAGGUUCCACCCAAGAAUCCAAGGAUUGACAGGCUGAAGGAUAAAAGGUUUAAUUCUUUCAAAACCUGGUCUGGCAAGCUUGAGAGGGAGUUAUCACAUUUACGACGAAAGCCACGGGAAACUGGGACAGAGACAAAUACUCUGCAGAAUGUAGAGGUGGUGACCUUACCUGUGGGCCGAUGCUUUGAUGCUUUGGAAGGACCAGAAUUAGAUACCCUCAGGGCUUCGGAGGAAAUACUGCUUCCAGAAGACAAGCAAUGGCCAUUUCUUCUUCGCUUUCCUAUCUCUUCAUUUGCUAUUUGCCUCGGGGUUAGCAGCCAAGCCAUUCUGUGGAAAACCUUAGCCACUUCGGCUUCCACAAAAUUCCUCCAUAUUAGCCUUGACGUAAACUUCAUGCUGUGGUGCAUAUCUGUUGCUCUUGUAGCCAUUGUCUCUUUCAUCUACCUCCUCAAAGUCAUAUUCUACUUUGAAGCGGUUCGUCAUGAGUACUAUCACCCAAUUCGUAUUAACUUCUUCUUUGCCCCAUGGCUAUCUUUCUUGUUCUUAGCUCUAGGAGUUCCACCAUCUAUUGCUCAAAAAUUACAUCCAGCUCUCUGGUAUGUUCUCAUGACACCAAUAUUUUGUCUAGAGAUUAAAAUUUAUGGACAGUGGAUGUCAGGAGGACAAAGGAGGCUUUCAAAAGUGGCCAAUCCUUCAAAUCAUCUCUCGAUUGUUGGGAAUUUUGUGGGGGCAUUAUUGGGUGCAUCAAUGGGGCUAAAAGAAGGACCGAUGUUCUUCUUUGCUGUUGGAUUGGCUCACUAUACAGUCUUAUUUGUAACACUCUAUCAGAGACUUCCAACAAAUGAGACACUCCCGAAGGAGCUCCAUCCGGUUUUCUUUCUGUUCGUUGCUGCGCCUAGUGUUGCUUGUGUGGCAUGGGCGACGAUUCAAGGCUCCCUUGACUAUGGGUCGCGGAUUGCUUACUUUAUUGCCUUGUUCCUUUAUUUCUCACUGACUGUUCGACUCAAUUUCUUUCGAGGGUUCAGGUUCUCCUUGGCUUGGUGGGCCUACACUUUCCCAAUGACCGGAGCUGCCAUUGCAACCAUCAAGUACUCAAAUAAGGUUCCAAACAUAGCAACAAAAUCUCUAUCGGUCGCACUCUGUGCCAUUGCCACGGUCACCGUGACAUCCCUGCUUGUAACUACCAUUCUCCAUGCCUUUGUGCUUGUAGACCUUUUCCCAAACGACAUUGCUGUUGCAAUUAGUGACAAAAAGCCAAAAACAACCCCAAAAGUGGUUUCAUAGGAGGAAUGGAAGCUCAGAGAAAGAUGUUGAAAAUUAGCUUAAAUUUGCAGACAUGGAUAGGAAGGAUGUUGAGACUUCUCCCACAUGGUAAGAAUGUAAUUGUCACUCUGAAGUUAUAUCACUCAGACAAGAAUGAGGAACAUUCUGAUACCUAGGAAAAAUAAAUAAAAAAUAAAAAAAGAUGAUUGUUGUGGUUAUGUAAAAUUGAUGUAUAGAGAGAAAUUAAGGUUUGUGUUGCAAGAAAAGGGUAAUGUACCAACAGUUUUUGAGUUGUAAAUCACAAGUGUAUGUAAUAUUGCUUCUUUUUUUCCCU